AUGGUCUCGUUCCAAACCCUCCUCCUCCUCGCGGCCACCGCCCUCUCGGCGACAGCCCUGCCCAGCACCAGCGCCAAACCCCCGGGGAACCCCCCCCACGAAGACCCCUGCGCCACGGUCCGCUGCGGCUUCAACACGGUCUGCGAAGCCGUCAAGGGCAGGGCGAGGUGCGUGCCCGGCACCAAGUGCGGGCCGACCAUGUGCGGCGCGGGCCAGGUGUGCUGCAACGCGAGCUGCGGCAUCUGCACGCCGCCUGACGGUGCUUGCAUUCAGAUCUUCUGCGACAGUGCCAGCAAGUUCUGAAUGUCGUGACGGACACGGGGUGCUGCGAGACCAGGACGAAAAACUGAUGGGCAUGGGAUGAUGGUGGGGAGCCGGCUGGUGGGCAGUGCGGGCAGUGAAGGGGCUGUGGGCACUCUAUUAAAGUUGACGUGCGAGAUUAAAAUAAAACAUGGAAUCAUCUGGCGUUAUUGUGUGGCGGCUGUGAGGCGCAUGCAUAAUACCUCUCGAGCAUGAAGGCGCGUUGUUCGUUUUAGUUUUAGCCUGUUCUGCCUCAGAUUAGGCGUCGGGUGAGGCUGGGAAAUCCUGACCAUGUGCCUAGUAAUUGAAUGAUUGAAUGAUC
Molecule: messenger RNA, 622 nt
Organism: Verticillium dahliae VdLs.17
Lineage: Eukaryota; Fungi; Ascomycota; Sordariomycetes; Glomerellales; Plectosphaerellaceae
Exons: 1
Coding region: 1-303 (100 amino acids)
Source: RefSeq, a predicted model, not a curated record